Strongylus vulgaris is the source of this 756-nucleotide messenger RNA. Lineage: Eukaryota; Metazoa; Nematoda; Chromadorea; Rhabditida; Strongylidae. The record is from the annotation of a GenBank genome assembly.
AUGGCUGGCAGUCCAAUUAAUCCAUUUAUUUUGCCCAGGGCUUACAAAGCAGACCAGGAACAGGAUCAGCUCCCUGUUGUUAAUGCGAUUGCUCCCAAUGAUGUUUUUGGCAAGCAAGUGCAAAAUAAUGGUAAAGGAGAUCCAGAUGACGCAUCCUAUCCACAUAUAAGUACAAGCGGGAAAUUCAUUCCUCAUCGACGCAUCAUUCAUGUAGAUUUGAAAGGAGGCGCCUACAAGCCUGAAUUUCUCUCUGAGUUAUUCUACUUUUUCAAUCGUAUAAAAGCAACUGGAGUUUUGAUUGAGUGGGAGGACAUGUUUCCGUACACAGGAAAUCUAUCGGAUGCAGUCAACGGAAAUGCUUACUCUAUGGAAAAUGUCGAGUACAUUUUGAAGGAAGCCAAACGCCACCAUCUUGAUGUGAUUCCACUUGUGCAAACAUUUGGCCAUCUGGAAUGGAUUUUGAAGCUCGAAAAAUUUGCUCACCUUAGAGAAGAUAGCAGAUUCCCACAGGUAAUCUGUUUCCCUGAAGCAGAGGCAUGGCAACUUAUAACGGAUAUGGUUGAUCAAGUUGCUGCUGUGCACAAAAAAUUUGGGAUGCCAUUUUUCCACAUGGGAGGAGAUGAGGCUUUUCAGGUCGGAGUUUGCAACGCCAGCAUUACGGAAAUGGGUAGGCAAGGCUCUAGAGAUCGACUGAUGCUUUGGCAUAUCUCUAGAACUGCCAAAUACAUCAAAACAAUGUACUCUGUAAGUUUUUGA